Messenger RNA from Clunio marinus, 237 nucleotides. Lineage: Eukaryota; Metazoa; Arthropoda; Insecta; Diptera; Chironomidae. The record is from the annotation of a GenBank genome assembly.
AUGAAGCAACAGUUAUGUGUUUGCAAAACUCAUAAAAAAUCAACUCACGUUUGCUUGAGAUCUUAUGAAAAAUAUAUGAGAACACAAUUUUGGUUAAAACAACGUUUUUCAACAGACUCUCAAACGCCGCCCGAAAUCAGCGUUGAAAAGCCAUGGGUACACGCAGGCGAAGGUCACGAAGCACAACUUGUAUGCAUUGUACAUGGCGAAGCAAAUCCAGAGUUAAAUAACUUUUAA